Racocetra persica is the source of this 223-nucleotide messenger RNA. The record is from the annotation of a GenBank genome assembly. NCBI's taxonomy places the organism in Eukaryota, Fungi, Glomeromycota, Glomeromycetes, Diversisporales, Gigasporaceae.
GACGCAGUCCCGAAUCGUAAUUCACGAUGUAACCCAAUUCGGAUCCUUUAUUUGGGUUUGAAGUCUCGUUCGUUAAUUUCGUAUUGUGUUUCUGUGGUUGGAAUGAAUAUUGCAACUUUUCUUUUUCGAAUAGGAUUGUGUAAUGCUCAUAGUAUGAGAUUCAUGUUGUGUGCGAUGAACUGGUGGAGAAAUAGCCGCGAAGAUUUAUUGACAGCAAUAUCAA